Aspergillus wentii DTO 134E9 is the source of this 2553-nucleotide messenger RNA. RefSeq lists its product as uncharacterized. NCBI's taxonomy places the organism in Eukaryota, Fungi, Ascomycota, Eurotiomycetes, Eurotiales, Aspergillaceae. Gene Ontology annotation, molecular function: DNA-binding transcription factor activity, RNA polymerase II-specific; transcription cis-regulatory region binding; zinc ion binding. The coding region runs from base 402 to 2204 and encodes 600 amino acids. The transcript is spliced from 2 exons. Gene Ontology annotation, cellular component: nucleus. Gene Ontology annotation, biological process: positive regulation of transcription by RNA polymerase II. The record is from RefSeq and is a predicted model, not a curated record.
CUAGCCGAUCCAGCCAAUCAGAGACGCGCUCUUGUCUCUUCGGCAUCGGCGGCUUUAUCCGCGCGUCGCUAUCGGUUCCCAAUUGCUUUCGACAGCCUCUGGAAAGAAGACGAUGACUCCUCCUUCCCCGCCAAUGACCCCGCUUGUCUCUUCUUUCCCCUCACUUGCCUCUGUCUCUUUUACUGAAUCGAUGUCUAGAUGUCUCUGGAUCCAGCAACCCUGCACCGUUGGAGUAAAUGAUCAAUCACUGGCUCUUUCAUCAGUGGGUAACAGAUGAGAUUGUGACACUGUGGAGAUAAGGCUCCGAUCCUGCAAGAAAGAGGACACAGUACGAUGCAUGUGGUCGGCAGAAAGACACGUUCCAAAACAGGUAAGGAUCCACAGAGCUCGCCUGAUCUGAAAUGCGAGUUAUGCGGAUGAUUGAUAGCUUCUCAGGUUGUCGCACAUGUAGAAUUCGCAAGGUCAAAUGCGACGAGGAGAAAAUACUGGUUGAAGGAAAAGAGGAGCCACAAUGCAGACGAUGCUCAGUUGCACGCAUUCUUUGCGAGUGGAAACCAGGACCCGUUCCCAGGGGACCAGCAAAAAGCUCGUCUAGAAACCGAAGAAUAGGCAGUAGCGACUCAAGCGGAUUGAUAGACCUGACUGACGGCCAGGUUUUAUCACCGUUGAUUAGCAACUCGCCUGUUGCGCAUGACUCUGGACAUGGUAUUCAGGCAGCCAAUUCACUUAUACUCUCAAAUUUCGACCGGUAUUGCUUGGACUAUGUUCGAGAUUCAGUUCUUGUCAUUUUUCUUGGGAAACAUUGGCCGUGGUCUACUGUUUCAUAUACGUACCACAAAAUUGCGACCAAAGAGCCCAUGGUGAUGAGUAUGAUUCUGGCAACAUCGGCUAGUGAGAUCCAUCGAUCCCGACUUUAUGAUUGUGAUACCGUUCCUGGAAGUCUACCAAUCGAUGCUCUCUCUGACGUUGAUGGCAGAAUGCAUUAUGGGAGAGCCCUGUCAAACCUCCGUGAAGCAUUGAAACAGGAUGUCAAACCACCAGAAAAGCUCGAAGCCCUAUUCAUCACUCUGUGGCUCAUGAUUGACUAUGAGAAUCGCUUUGGAAGCGGUAAAUCUGCCAUAAACGUCCAUAUGCGAGGAAUAACGACUCUUUUGUUCAACCAUGUUAUACCAUCUCUCAAGAAUAUGGGGUCUCUGAGGAUCGCACCCAACCCAGAAGAUGAGGAAUCUGCUAAUUUACUGCCGGAAACGGAUAAUCAAUCUCCAAAGACGACUGAAAGUGCCGAAAGUGAGAAAAUAAGUAAUGCUUCAGCAGGAUUUGAUCAACGUCUUCGAUCUACCACAGUUCCUUUAUUUUUGCUGUGGACUUUGUAUUUCUGCACGCCAGGGGCACUUUUUUGUAGUCCAGGACUUGCAAGAAUUGAUGCUAAUCUCUUUCGACUAUUCCUUCGCACAGAGUUGGACCCUCAAACGGCCACCCUGACUUUGCCGGAACUUUUCAGGAUCAGUAGACAGUCGCCGUCUCGAUUCUGGGGCAAAGAGUAUCCUGCGACAGCUCACUUGGACGACCUGGAAAAUCUUCCAGGGUUGACCCUGUAUCAUCAAAGCCACGUGAUCCAAUUCAAAAUCACAGAGCAAUUCAAGCAUGGUUUUAUCAAGGGAGACUCAAGCUGUUGCUGGGACCAGUCUUCUUUCAAAUCUCUCAUUGACGAAAUAGUCACGAUUGCCGAUGAUCAUGACACCCUUCUAUUUUCAGCCAGGGCUGCUCCGUCCUGCGAAAUUGCUGGUGAUGGACGUCGCGUGAUGGAGACUAUCUACUGGGCUUCGAUUACCUAUUAUGGAACAAUCGUGUAUUUUUACCUGUGCUUUGGAAGUCUCAUACCAACAGGAUAUGCCGAGCCUAGAUGGCUUUCCUGCAGCGAUGCGGUCUCUCAAGUGCUGGAACUUGCUCUGAAACUCCACCGUAGCAGGCCACGCUUGAUGGCACGAAUAACGUGGCCAUUGUUCAUGGCUGGAAUCGCCACAUCAGACCGGAUCUAUCAAGAUUGGGUGUCUAUACGAUUGCGGGAAUUGGGCCGUUAUGGACAAAACUUCACUCGUGUGAGCCACCGCUUCGACGAAAUCAUCCAAGGAAGCGACCCAUUUGCAUCUGGCCCAGGACAUCCGAGUGAUUUACAACAGAUGCAGGAAAUUGCGAUUAGUUGAAUACUGUCGUACACCCCACGGGGAAAUUCGGAUCUGCAAUUCAGUAUAAACCAUACACAGCUUCUGUAUCAUGCGUGCAUGCCUUGCUGGAAAUCUAGGUCGUGGUGAGGUCACACCGCAUUUAUUGCUGAUCUUGAAUUUUGCCAUAUGAUACCAGGAAAAAAGAAGGUUCUAGAAGUAUUCUGGAACAAGGAUUCCCCUGGGUAGAGAUGCUAAAACUUGCUUUUACUCUAUUAUCUACCGGGGUGUCGGUAUAGAGGGGCCUGUGCAACCCUGUGUCCUCUUUUGUCUAGGGAAUAGCACACUUUGCGAUUCCUGAGCAUACAGAAUAAUAGCAAAAUACCUACUA